GUCCCCAUUUCGCGUCUCAAUUAACGCGAAAUUGUGGCCAGGGACUAAACCAAAUUUCCUAAAUCUUCAACCCCUCGAUCGAUAACCGUGAUACUCCUCCACUAUCGAUUCCAGACUUCAUGAUACCCGUCUAAUCAAUCCAUACACUACAACUCACACGAAUACCGACUGAAAAUACAUAAAGAUCGAGAUACCACAUAGUCGGUGUGCAAGAUGGAUCGCCAAUCCGUCUACUCAGUCUCUGUUUUCAAUUCGAAUUCGGGGCCAAACGAAGAUACUCGACUUCAGAUACAAGAACAACUAAUUACCUUUAUUCUCCAAUUUAGACACGACAACAAUUUCGUCUAUCGAGAUCAAUUACGAGAAAAUGCGCUGUUGAAAAAAUACUACUGUGAUGUCAACAUCACAGAUCUAAUUAAGUAUAAUGAAGAACUUGCGCAUAGAUUGGUGACAGAACCAGCCGAGAUUAUCCCUCUGUUCGAAGGUGCUCUAAAGAAAUGUACACAUCGAAUCGUCUUCCCUCACGAACCUAAGGCAGUUAUUCCCGAACACCAACUGCUACUCCACUCCAACGCCGAAGAUGUAUCGAUCCGCAACUUGGAUUCCGAGACUAUAGCAAGACUAGUUAGGGUACCCGGUAUUGUAAUUGGAGCCUCGGUUAUGUCUUCCAAGGCUACAGAGUUACAUAUUCAAUGCCGAAACUGUCUACACACCCAGAUGAUCCCCGUAUUAGGUGGAUUCACUGGAGUUACACUUCCGCGAACGUGUGGUCGCCAAAGACCUGCGAACGAUCCAUCCGAAAAGUGUCCCCUUGAUCCAUACUUCAUCACCCAUGAGAAGUCGAAAUUUGUAGACCAACAAAUCAUCAAACUCCAAGAAGCCCCCGACCAAGUACCAGUAGGAGAACUUCCGCGACACGUUCUCAUCUCUGCAGACCGAUACCUCACAAACAGAGUUGUGCCAGGGUCAAGAUGUACAAUUAUGGGUGUCUUCUCCAUCUACCAAAACAAAGGUUCCAAGAACUCGUCCACGGGUGGCGCGGUAGCUAUCCGAACCCCCUAUCUAAGAGCAGUAGGUAUUCAAACAGACGUGGAUGCUACGGCCAAAGGCCACUCGGUAUUUUCCGAGGAAGAAGAGCAAGAGUUCAUGGAACUCAGUCGAAGACCAGAUCUUUACAACAUCAUGGCCGACUGCAUUGCUCCUUCAAUUUACGGAAACCGGGAUAUUAAGAAGGCUAUAUUGUGCCUACUGCUCGGUGGCUCAAAGAAGAUUUUGCCUGACGGCAUGAAACUGAGAGGUGAUAUCAACGUGCUCCUCCUCGGUGACCCUGGUACGGCGAAGUCGCAGUUGUUAAAAUUCGUCGAAAAGGCCGCUCCCAUCUCAAUCUACACCUCCGGAAAAGGUUCUUCAGCAGCUGGUUUAACAGCCUCUGUACAAAGAGACCACUCCACGCGAGAAUUUUACCUGGAAGGAGGUGCGAUGGUAUUAGCAGACGGUGGUGUAGUCUGUAUUGACGAGUUCGACAAGAUGCGAGACGAGGAUCGUGUCGCAAUCCACGAAGCUAUGGAGCAACAGACUAUUUCCAUUGCUAAGGCUGGUAUAACGACGAUUCUCAACGCACGAACUUCAGUCCUCGCUGCUGCUAACCCCAUAUUUGGUCGCUACGAUGACAUGAAGACGCCUGGCGAGAACAUCGAUUUCCAAACCACAAUUUUGUCACGUUUCGACAUGAUCUUCAUCGUGAAAGAUGACCAUACCCGCGACAAGGACGAGCGUAUUGCAAAGCACGUCAUGGGUAUCCAUAUGGGUGGUCGAGGUCUAGAAGAGCAAGUCGAGGGUGAAGUCCCCGUUGAAAAAAUGAGACGGUAUAUGAGCUACUGUAAAUCUCGCUGUGCACCCCGCCUCUCCCCCGAAGCCGCUGAAAAGUUAUCCUCGCAUUUCGUUUCGAUCCGAAAACAAGUCCACGCCUCCGAACUCGAAGCCAACGCACGAUCCAGCAUCCCCAUCACAGUUCGUCAACUCGAAGCCAUCGUCCGUAUAACCGAAGCCCUGGCCAAACUCACUCUUUCCCCCGUAGCAACCGAACGCCAUGUCGAUGAGGCGAUUCGGCUUUUCUUAUGCUCAACUAUGGAUGCCGUGACGCAGGGUUCGGCGAAUCAGGGUAGUAGGGAAUUAGCGGAGGAAGUCGCGCGUGUAGAGCAGGAACUCAGGAGACGGUUGCCGAUUGGUUGGAGCACUAGUUUGGCUACGUUACGACGGGAGAUGGUGGAGGGGAGGGGCUUUAGUGAACAGAGCUUGAAUAGAGCACUUAUGCUUAUGCAGAGACGGGAUACGAUUAUGUUCCGUAAUCAGGGCGCGCAGGUUUAUCGGAAUGGUGCGUGAUGGAGUACGAGAUGGUUGAAUGUGGAGAAAUGGUUCAUGACGACAGCUGUUUUAAUGGUUUAGGAGUUCAGGUUAUUUUAUGCCGGACGAACAUAUGGCCAUGAUGAUUCUGGGAUGUCUGUUAGUCGCGAUGAGUAUAAUACAGUAGUUACGUACCUAAUUACGAUGUCACAGGCCUCAUACAUAAUGGAUUGAAUGCAUCGUCACUCGCGUCAUAGACCCAA
Messenger RNA from Hypoxylon trugodes, 2606 nucleotides. Its product is annotated as MCM-domain-containing protein. Lineage: Eukaryota; Fungi; Ascomycota; Sordariomycetes; Xylariales; Hypoxylaceae. The transcript is spliced from 3 exons. The record is from RefSeq and is a predicted model, not a curated record. Gene Ontology annotation, biological process: double-strand break repair via break-induced replication; DNA replication initiation; DNA replication. Gene Ontology annotation, cellular component: nucleus; MCM complex. Bases 214 to 2382 code for a protein of 722 amino acids. Gene Ontology annotation, molecular function: single-stranded DNA helicase activity; single-stranded DNA binding; 3'-5' DNA helicase activity.